Messenger RNA from Lentinula edodes (shiitake mushroom), 1476 nucleotides. RefSeq lists its product as uncharacterized. Lineage: Eukaryota; Fungi; Basidiomycota; Agaricomycetes; Agaricales; Omphalotaceae. The transcript is spliced from 3 exons. Bases 1 to 1476 code for a protein of 491 amino acids. The record is from RefSeq and is a predicted model, not a curated record.
AUGCAAAUCCCAAUCAAUUCUCGUAGACUUGCUUUAGUCAUCCUCCUGGCUUAUAUUCCAACACAAUCCUAUGGUUCAUCCUGGUUUGCUUCUGACUCUGCCCCAGCAGCAUAUCCAUCUUCGUUUUCCUCCUGGACUCCUGCGCAAUAUGUAUCUUUUCAGAAUUCUAUUACCUCUAUGCGCGACAGCACCUUCGAUGCCUGGGAUGAAUCUCGUCUUCGCGAAUGGCUGUUGGAACAGGGAAUCGUCGCUCCCAAGGGUCCCAGAGAAGAAAUCGUACUGGUAGCUAAACGCAGAUGGAGAGAUUGGCAGGAUGCCAAAGCGAACUUCGAUGCUUCUGCGAGCAGUAUGGGAAGUUCCGCCUCGAGUGUAGUGUCUUCAGCGAUGUCUCAAGCCUCCUCUACGGUGGAUACUGCUGCUUCAUCUGCCUCUUCGGCGGUAGUCUCAUACGUUGCGCAGGCUACUGCUGAGCUUCCCCAGCAUCCUUUAGAUGACACGAAGGAUUACGUGUGGUCUACAUGGGAUGAUACCCAGCUUCGCAAGUAUCUCGUUCAGAAAGGCGUCAUUGAUGACCGUACGGCUGCUGGCAAGAAGCGCGACGAGUUAGUUGCGCUUGUUAAGGAUGGAUAUAAUAGUGCCCAAGGAAAUAUUUGGGAAACGUGGGGUGAUAGUUAUAUGCGCGAAUGGCUCGCAUCGCACAACCUGAUCGACACUCGUUCCCCUAUCGAACACUCCCGAGACGAAUACCUCGAUUUAAUGCGCACGUAUUACUACAACACAUCUCAACGUGUUUGGAAUACAUGGUCCGACAGUGACCUGAAGGCGUGGUUGGUCGAUAACGGCAUCGUGAAACGCGACGCAGAAAUUCAGACGGAGAAGAUGCGCAAAUUGGUGCAGGAUAAUUAUGCGCAUGCUCAGUCGACGUUGAGUUCUUCGUGGACAGAAUCACAGAUGCGCGCUUGGUUGAUUGAGAAGGGAUACAUGCGUAGUGAUGCUCAGGUGAAGAGAGACGAGCUCAUCAGUAUGUUUUAUAACAAAUAUUCUGCCGCCUCUGCCGCCAUCGCCCCAUAUCUCGUUUGGCCAGACGCCCGCCUCCGCGCAUAUCUCCGCGAACACACACUCUUUUCUUCCGCCUCCUCGUCUCCUUCAUCAUCGCAACAAAUUUUCUCCCUACCCAAAUCCCGUUCCGAGCUCCUAAAGGAAACCAGAAUCAAAUGGGUCCAAAGUACUUCUGCUGCUGAGGGAGUCGUCAACCGUCUCAAGGAGCUUUUAGACGACAACGUCAUUGGGCCUGUUGAGGUGCAAUUGGCGAGAGUGUGGGAGGUUUUGGUUGGGAGUAAAAAGGAUACAGAAGUUUAUGUGAACGAAAAAUACGCUCAGGGGAACAACUAUGCGGGGAUGAAAGCAAAUGAUGCGUCCGAUGUAUAUGAGGAUAAGAAGGCCAAGGCGUAUGCAAAGGUCAACGGAGAGAUGUGA